GUACGUUUAGUUGGCUCCCGUCACAGCGCGCCGCCUCGUGAGAGCAUGAGGAGGCUCGUCGCCGUGGUUCUCUGCCUGGUGGUGGCGGGGGUGGUGGCAGAAGAAGAUAUCGUGCAGAGUGAUAAAACACAAGUUGUUACAGACCCCACAGGAGGUGAAAGAGAUACCUCAGAAUCAAUCACGGAAGUCUACAAGCAAGGAACAGUAAGCUUCAACCUAGAAAACAAUGGAACAGAAGCUUUAAAUCCAAUAAUAGAGGAGUCCAAACAUAGAAAUCUCGAACAUUCCAUCAACUAUCCAGAAUACGGUGAAAGAGAAGCCUUGCCAUCAGAGACUGGGCAGUUUCAGGACGAACACGAACAAGCCGUCGACUAUCCAGAAUACAAUGAAAAAAAUGCCUACGAAUAUGAAGCCUACGAAUACCCCGUCGACUACCCAGAGUACGGUGAAAGAGAAGCCUCGCCAUUAGAAAUGGGAGAGUCCGCUCAUGAAGCUCAAGGAAACUCAACUGACUCUCCAGAGUAUGGUGAAAGGGACGUUUCACUCUCAGAAAUGGGGGAGCCUAUGGAUGAGACUCAGAAACAGACCGCCGACUACAUGGAAUACGAUGUAAGAGAAUCAGCUUCAUUAGACACGGGCGAGUCAAUGCAAGAAGCUAGUGAGGCGGCCGUCUACCCUGACAACUUGAACUUUGUAGAAAACACCUGGAAUGGGUCUUUGACAGGAGAAGAAGAGGUGUGGAACAGCUCACAUCAGGGUGAUAGAGAAACUGCUGACUCAAAACCGGAGGAUGAGAUGCCAGUCUUUGAAAAGGAGGAAGAGACAAAUACAAGCAACGCGGGGAAAGAUAAGGAAAGCGAACCGGAGCAUAGUCUUACUGAGAACAAUGAUAAAAACAAGAAGAAGAAGAAGAAAAAACGUUGUCACACACUUUCACGAUGCAAAAUGAUGAAUGGGAAAUGCAGGCACAAGAAGAGCGGGUGCAGGGAGGCUGAGAGCACGCGGGCCAACACGGAGAAUGUGUUUUGUGCUCUGAAGUCGUGUGUGUGCUGCAUGAGAGAACCGAAAUGUAUCAUUACUGACAAGUGCAGGAGGUUAAAUGGAAUUUGCCAACCCAAAUCAGACCACUGUUCAGGAAAAAUUAAACCUGGCAAGUCAUUCUGCCGCGGGAAGGAUUGCACAUGCUGCAUACCGUCGAAGGGUGGGUCUGGUGACAGCCGGCCGAUAACCUACGGCCAGUAAGCAAUGGUUGAAAAUGGUCAGCAGGUACCGACAGGACGUCAACUCUUCAACUCUGAUCACCACAUGUCUGCACUAUUCACUUGGAGGGCAAGACUAGAUCAGCUAUGAAUGGAGUACGUUUUAGCGCGUUGCGGCAUGUUGCUCGGGAUCACUACUUUCUUUCAGGAAUAAAUUAAUCUUCUCAUUGCCUGUGUACUUUCCAGCAUUUAUUGCUUCAUGUAUCAAAGAUUACCACUUUGUAUGAAUAGAGCAAAGUAAUAAAAUAUAAAUAUGA
Molecule: messenger RNA, 1516 nt
Organism: Eriocheir sinensis (Chinese mitten crab)
Lineage: Eukaryota; Metazoa; Arthropoda; Malacostraca; Decapoda; Varunidae
Exons: 4
Coding region: 46-1242 (398 amino acids)
Source: RefSeq, a predicted model, not a curated record